CUAUUGUCCUUCAGUUGUGGAUAAGGAAUAUCUGCCAAAACCAAUGAUUCAUCUUUCUAUUACAAGAGAAAAAAAAAGAAAAGAGGGGUGGUGAUAUGUAGAGCUAGCUUGUGACUUGUUAGUAGAGAGAGAAUACAAGUUACUGUACUUAGUGAAUGGCUCCAGCAACUCCGAGGGUGGUGGUGAAAGUGGAUUUGAAGAAGAAGCCAUGGGAGCAGAAUCAGCCUCUGCAUAACAGGUGGCAUCCUGAGAUACAACCAGUUGGUGAGGUAAAGGCUGGUGAGUUCUUUAGGGUGGAAAUGGUUGACUGGACGGGAGGUGCAAUCAAAGAUGAUAGCUCUGCUGAGGAUAUCAAGAGCCUAGACCUCUCUACUGUUCAUUACCUGAGUGGACCAAUCAAAGUUGUGGAUGAGGAUGGUGUUGCAGCCAAGCCAGGUGAUCUUCUUGUUGUUGAGAUAUGCAACUUAGGUCCUUUACCUGGAGAUGAAUGGGGCUUCACAGCCUCGUUUGAUAGAGAGAACGGUGGCGGUUUCUUGACUGAUCAUUUCCCAUGUGCCACCAAAGCUAUUUGGUACUUUGAAGGGAUCUAUGCCUACUCUCCUCAAAUUCCUGGAGUAAGAUUCCCAGGUUUGACACACCCAGGAAUCAUUGGGACUGCACCAUCAAAAGAACUUUUGAGAAUAUGGAAUGAAAGGGAAAGGCAACUAGAAGAAAGUGGUCUCAGUUCCCUAACACUGUGUGAGGUUGUGCAUCAGAGGCCACUGGCAAACCUACCACUAGCUAAAGGAUGCCUCCUAGGGAAUAUGGAAGAGGGAACAGAGGAAUGGGAAAGGAUAGCAAAGGAGGCAGCAAGAACAAUCCCAGGUAGAGAAAACGGAGGAAACUGUGACAUUAAAAACCUAAGCAGAGGCUCUAAAAUAUAUCUUCCAGUGUUUGUGGAAGGUGCUAACUUAAGCACCGGUGACAUGCAUUUCUCUCAAGGUGAUGGUGAGAUCUCUUUCUGCGGAGCCAUUGAGAUGAGUGGCUUCCUAGAACUCAAGUGUGAAAUCAUAAGAAACGGAAUGAAGGAGUACCUUACACCAAUGGGACCAACCCCUCUCCAUGUGAACCCGAUAUUCGAGAUAGGUCCUGUGGAACCGAGAUUCUCAGAGUGGCUCGUCUUCGAAGGUAUCAGUGUAGAUGAGAGUGGGAGACAGCAUUACCUUGACGCAACAGUAGCUUACAAAAGAGCGGUUCUCAAUGCCAUAGACUACCUAUUCAAGUUUGGUUACUCGAAAGAACAGGUAUACCUGUUACUCUCAUGUUGUCCAUGCGAAGGGAGGAUAUCUGGGAUAGUAGAUUCUCCAAACGCAGUUGCUACACUUGCAAUACCAACUUCCAUCUUCGACCAGGAUAUACGGCCAAAGACUCGAAAGGUUCCAGCAGGACCUCGGAUAGUGAGGAAACCAGACGUUAUGAAGAGCACAUAUGAUGGAACACUUGCAACUACAAGGAAUCCAAGUUCUUCAUCAGGAGAAGGGCCUUCAAGGAGUGGGUAACUUGCUAGACAAGUCUUUCUAGAAAGAAUAAGGAAUAAGUGACGUGGCUUGCAUAGUGAUAGGGAGCAGGUGCACGUGCAAUACGAAAUCUAUUCUAGUUUUAUCAUGUUCUUUGAGAAUUGUUACCCUGAUCGUAACAUCUUCUUCUUCUAGUAUUGUAGCUAACACUUAGUUUUCUGCUCCUUUAUUCACUAAUGCAUCAAAAAGCUUCAAUUUUUACCCUAAA
Molecule: messenger RNA, 1764 nt
Organism: Raphanus sativus (radish)
Lineage: Eukaryota; Viridiplantae; Streptophyta; Magnoliopsida; Brassicales; Brassicaceae
Exons: 6
Coding region: 156-1538 (460 amino acids)
Molecular function (GO): hydrolase activity, acting on carbon-nitrogen (but not peptide) bonds, in linear amides
Source: RefSeq, a predicted model, not a curated record